AUGGACAAUAUCGGACUACCACCGCCCCCUCCACCUCCUGCAGAUGACAUCCCUCCACCUCCACCUAGCUUCGAUAGUGCGCCCCCUCCCCCUCCACCACCUCCAAGCGAUGCCAUACCACCACCACCUCCUCCACCUGUGAAGAAGGCGCCGGUGGCACCGAAGAAGACACCGCUUUCUGUUGAAGAUUUGCUACGGAAGAAGAAAGCUGCUGAUGAAGCGGCAAAGAAACCUAAAUUCCUCUCCAAAGCCGAAAGAGAAGCCCUGGCACUAGAACGACGCGCCAAAGAAGUCGAAGCAAAACGACAAGCAGAGGAAGAAAGUCGUAAAGCCUCAUUACCCCCUCCACCAACAGCGCCAUCACGUCAAAAUGGCCACCAUACAAAUGGAAUCCCAAAUGGUCCUCGACACCCUCCAUCAGGCCCACGAAGUCACAGAGAAAGGGAACGAGAAAGAGGAGACCAUAGAGAUCCACCGACUGGUCCGGCGUCAAUGCGGAAUGAGAAAUUCCCGAUGGCCCCGCCACCUCCACCACCGAGUAAAUCGUCGCAAGCUGAUCGGAAACGUGAUGCAGAGGAGGAUGCAGAGGCAAAGGUUAUUCGAUUACGAUACAUGGGCGCCGAUCUCGAUUCCAAUAGUUUGAAUAAGAAGAAGAGGAGAAAGACAUCAGAGCGAAAGUUUACAUUUGAAUGGGGUGCAGAGGAGGAUACAUCUCAAGAUUACAAUCCGAUCUAUGCGAACAGAUCUGAGGCCAAGUUCUUCGGUAGGGGCAGGCUAGGAGGUUUCGCUGAGACGGAUAGAUCGACAAAGCAGUAUGCUGCAGCUUUAGAAAGCCGUGGCGACGCCGAAGAGCGAAGACGAGCGAGAGAAUUGGUAGAAAUGGAUAGGAAGAAGCGAGAGAACUUGAGUUGGAGCGACAAACAUUGGAGCGAAAAGCCGUUGGAUAUGAUGAAGGAAAGAGACUGGCGUAUCUUCAAAGAAGAUUUCAAUAUCUCCACCAAGGGCGGCGGAAUCCCUAAUCCCAUGCGCUCCUGGAAGGAGUCGUCUCUCCCUCAAGUCCUGCUCGACGUAAUCCACAGCGUCGGCUACAAAGACCCCUCCCCAAUCCAACGUGCAGCCAUCCCAAUCGCCCUUCGUUCCCGAGACGUAAUUGGUGUCGCCGUUACUGGUUCCGGUAAAACAGCAUCCUUCAUUCUCCCAUUACUAGUCUACAUCAAAGAUCUCCCUCCUCUCGACAAUAUCACGAAACAUGAUGGUCCUUACGCCAUGAUCCUCGCGCCAACUCGUGAACUUGCCCAGCAAAUCGAAGUCGAAGCCGCGAAAUUCGCAGAUCCGCUUAAUUUCCGAUGUGUGAGUAUCGUCGGUGGACACAGUAUCGAAGAACAAAGUUACUCGCUGAAGGACGGCGCGGAAAUUGUUAUCGCUACACCCGGUAGAUUGCUCGACUGUCUCGAACGUCGAGUGCUCGUAUUGUCGCAAUGUUGCUACGUGAUUAUGGACGAAGCAGACCGAAUGAUAGAUCUCGGGUUCGAGGAUCCUGUCAAUAGAAUUCUGGAGUCCUUACCGGUAUCAAAUGUUAAACCCGAUACGGAGGACGCAGAGAACCCGGUCGAGAUGUCAAAGAUCAUUGGUGGUAAAGAAAGAUACAGACAGACAAUGAUGUACACAGCUACUAUGCCUCCGGCGAUUGAACGUAUAGCACGAAAAUAUCUUCGCAGGCCUGCUAUAGUUACUAUUGGUAACGCAGGAGAAGCUGUGGAUACAGUUGAACAACGGGUAGAAUUUGUCGCUGGCGAAGACAGAAGGAAGAAGAGGCUCCUCGAGAUUCUUAACUCAGCAAUGUAUGCACCCCCUAUUAUCGUAUUCGUCAACAUCAAGCGCAAUUGCGACAUGGUGGCUAGGGAUUUGAAACAUGCUGGUUGGACGGCAGUUACAUUGCAUGGUUCCAAGAGUCAGGAACAGCGUGAGGCGGCUCUACAACAGUUACGGCAGCACCAAGCGGAUGUCCUCGUUGCUACUGAUUUGGCAGGUAGAGGUAUCGAUGUCCCCGAUGUUAGUUUGGUAGUGAACUUUAACAUGGCGACGAACAUUGAGAGUUAUACCCACAGAAUUGGUAGAACGGGUAGAGCUGGAAAGAGCGGUGUGGCGAUUACGUUCUUGGGAUCGGAAGACAACGAUGUGAUGUAUGAUUUGAAGCAGAUGCUCCAGAAGAGCUCGAUCAGCAAAUUACCAGAUGAGUUGCGACGACACGAGGCGGCACAACAAAGAAGUCAGAGGAGUAUGACGAUGAGGUCAAAGCCAACUAAGGAUAAAGAAGGAGAUGUUGAUAUGCCAUUGAUGAGGGACGCCGCAACAGGAAGAGCCUGGGGGACAUGA
Orbilia oligospora ATCC 24927 is the source of this 2376-nucleotide messenger RNA. RefSeq lists its product as uncharacterized. Gene Ontology annotation, cellular component: catalytic step 2 spliceosome. Gene Ontology annotation, molecular function: ATP binding; RNA helicase activity; RNA binding. The record is from RefSeq and is a predicted model, not a curated record. The transcript is spliced from 4 exons. Gene Ontology annotation, biological process: mRNA splicing, via spliceosome. The coding region runs from base 1 to 2376 and encodes 791 amino acids. Lineage: Eukaryota; Fungi; Ascomycota; Orbiliomycetes; Orbiliales; Orbiliaceae.